GUGAUUUACACAUUAUCCGAAGUUGUUAUUUUGAGUUCUGGUUUGCUGCAAUUUUUUCGCUGAGAAUUCAAGAUGCCCCCGAAGAAAAACAAGAAAAUAUACAAUGGUUUUUAUAUGUACAUGCAAGCAAUGAUGCCGGAGCUAAAACGACAGGGAUGCCAGUUUCCGAACGGAAUGAAAGACGCAGUGCCAAUCUGUCACCCGAUGUGGAAGGAGUUGCCUGAUGCUGAGAAGGAGGUCUAUGAGAGACAAGCUAAACAGAUGAAAGGAUUGAAGAAUGGUCAAGAUGCCAGUCGUAUAGAUUCUGUUGGUCAUCGUCUCAGCGAAAGAAUCGAUCCAGUUGCAAUAAAUGAAAAGAGAAGACGAGAUGAGAGAAAGAAUGUUAGUGGAAAGUGGCCAGAUGGUGAAGGAGUUUGCUUAGAGACAUUUUACAUGAUAGACAUACAGUCACUGUGUAAUAAAGAGUUACCCAUGGAGCAAUGUAAUGGUAUGCGUUAUUUGCCAUGUGAAAUAGCAUGUGUGGAGUUCAGUCUCAAUGCGGGCAUCCAUAAAUCAUGGCACAAGUUUAUUGAACCACCUCCUAUACCUACAGGGUUCAGAUAUAUUUGUAAAAGUGAUAGUGAAAAUACACAUCAGAUACCAAUAGAUAAGUUUGAGCUCUCGGAGCGUAGUUAUCGCACUAUUUGUCAGGAACUACUGGAUUUCAUUCGUGGUAAUCAACUUGGAAAUCAAAACUACCCUCCAGUUUAUUGCUCUAUGGGCGACUGUAACAAAAUAGAAUGGUGUUUAGACUGGCUGGCUUACCAAGCAGGUACUUCUAAUAAAAUCACUAAAGUGUACGAACUGGAAGGUCUGGUCAUGGAUUUAUUUGCACAUGGUAGUAGUGGUUUCCCGUCUAAAAACCAGGCACAUGAUUUGUUGACAACAUCUGUGUUUGACUAUGAACGAAACACCAGGUAA
Molecule: messenger RNA, 960 nt
Organism: Saccoglossus kowalevskii
Lineage: Eukaryota; Metazoa; Hemichordata; Enteropneusta; Harrimaniidae
Product: protein maelstrom homolog
Biological process (GO): male meiotic nuclear division; regulation of miRNA-mediated gene silencing; spermatogenesis
Cellular component (GO): nucleus; P granule
Molecular function (GO): sequence-specific DNA binding
Source: RefSeq, a predicted model, not a curated record